AUGGGGGAAGAUCCUCCUCUGCGCAAAAUCCAACAUGGCAAAGGUUCUGCGGCCAGGAAACUGAAGCGCAGGAGUGGUGACUCACUCCUCACGCCUCGCUCUCUCACCCCAGGCGAUAGCAGGAGGGACAAAGAAAAGGAGAUGGCGGCCAGCUUCUUGCAGUUCUGCGCAAUGUGCGAGAAGCAGAUUAUGACUCCCUGCAACUCGAUUCUCUAUUGCAGUGAAGCAUGCCGUCGUAAAGAUGCCGCAAAACCUCUCUCGGCCUCCAAUCUGUCCCUUGAAUCUUCUUCGCCGCCGCCUUCCCUCGCCUCCUCUCCACGUCCUACUAUACCAGCGCGCCUCUCCAGCGCUUCACCGGAACCACAUCAAGAUAAACCUGCCAUUCGAAUACCCUUUGAUCUCCACGACCACAGAUCAGAUCUUGACCCAACCGAAUGGAAACCCAAGAUACCUCACCGUGGCGCCUCGACGAACUCUGAGGCAUUCCGCUACUUGAGUCGCUUCCACCAGACACACAACAUGGCCAUCAGCAACGCUUCCGAUCAUCCUGACAAUCACCUUGUCAGGCCCGACCGCCCACCGGCAACGCGACACAAGAGUACUCUGAGCAUGUCUACCUUGACACCUAGCACCACGACGCCAAGUCUAGCCAACAGCCCCACCACGACAUCGUCCAGCUUUGGCAGCAUGUAUGAGUUCAACCUGCGUCCGCUGGCUCCCCGCACCAAUCCGCUGUAUAGCACCAGCGCUGGUCACGCCAGGAGUAUAGAUUUGGUGACGCCCCAUAUCCCGCCCCCCGCCCCGGUGGUUGUAGGCGACGUGGCUCUUGACGGGUCGAUUGCUAGGGUGGAAUCCGAGGUUGACUUCUGGGGCAAGAAAGUGGUCAAGCCUGUCGUACCAGCCGCGACGCCAAAGGGCGAGGGACUGGGUGCUCUGUUGGGGAAGCAUUCUUGA
This is a messenger RNA of Cladophialophora psammophila CBS 110553, 954 nucleotides long. RefSeq lists its product as uncharacterized. The record is from RefSeq and is a predicted model, not a curated record. NCBI's taxonomy places the organism in Eukaryota, Fungi, Ascomycota, Eurotiomycetes, Chaetothyriales, Herpotrichiellaceae. The coding region runs from base 1 to 954 and encodes 317 amino acids. The transcript is spliced from 3 exons.